AUGGAGACCUCAGUAGCCCAUCGGCCAUGGGAAGACAGCCGGCCUGCGCCCAACACCAACGGCCACAACGUCAGCCAGACGACCCUCACCACGCUGCCGUCCAUCUCGACGCUGACGGCCUCCAUGCCCGUCGACAAGGCGCCAGUGCCCGUCGCAUCUGGUGAGAAAUCGCCUGCCCAGGCUUCGAUGAACACGCUCGAACGAGAUUCCGGGACCUGGUCAAUGCCUCAGAGUACCCGCUCAUCGACGUAUUCUAGCACCACAAACAACACCAAUGGAUACCAUCAGCAUUCAUUCCUCAUGUCCUCGCAGCAGUCGCCGAAUCGGUUGUCGGGUGUCUCUGAGCCGCCGUCCACUGCCACGACAGUGUCUUCGCCAGUGUCGAGCCAUGCGUCUCCAGGCCAGAAUCCAGUCCUGCCGUCCAUCAACCACACCAUGGACUCGCACCAGCAACAGCUCCAGCAACAACAUCAACAGCAGCAGCAGCAACAGCAACGGCCAGAUUACCCCGAAUCUCGCCGCAGCAGCAUCGAUAGCCGUAUGAACCAGGGCAUCUCCGCCCUCCAGAUCAACCCUACCUCGCCCUACCACAGCACCAACGCAUCGCAGUCGUCCGUCGUCUCUGGCCUCCCGCGCGACCGCAUGAGCUACUCUCACCACUCGACCUCGUCUCGCUUCCCUCCGGGACAAUCAAACCAGGCACCGCUCUCACCACUCGGCCCUCGCGCACAGGAUCACCGUGGUCCCUUCCCAGCCGGCCGCACUGCUCCACCGAUCUCAUCUAACCCUCGCCCCGAAGAAUUCCACGCCGACUCUCCCGUGCCCGGUCAAGCGUACGCCUUCCCUGACCCCAGCAUAGCUCACCACCACUCUUCGUCACUCACCGCGCAAGGACCUGCGCCGCCAAUUUCACACAACCCGCGCCCAGAGACCUUCCAUGCAGAGAAUCCGGUGCCGGGACAGGCCUAUGCCUUCCCAGAUCCCACCUUCAGUCGGGCAUCGACCAUAUCUGCACCCAACGAUAGGCCGUCGAAUCAGUUCACGCGAAGACAUAGCACGGCAGAUUCGAUGAACAGUAGCAUCUACACUACCGAAUCAAGACUCCCAGCGGGACAGCAGGAACUGCCCCAAAGUGUCCACCACCACUCCCUUCAACACCGCCAGGUCCGCAACAUAAUAGGCGAAGGCGAUCCCAACGGCGCAACUCCAUAUAGCCGCACUCCCGAACUCCGCGUGACGCACAAACUCGCCGAACGCAAACGCCGUAGUGAAAUGAAAGAUUGUUUCGAGGUACUGCGCGCCCGUCUCCCGUCCGCCCAGAAUAACAAGUCUAGUAAAUGGGAGACCCUCACGAGAGCAAUCGACUACAUCAACCAGCUGGAAAAGAGCGCAUCACAGUCCCGACAGGAAUCAAACCAGCUACGACUUGAAUUGGAGGAGAUGCGUGCACAGUUGGGCCAGACUCAGUCACAACAGCAGCAGCAACAGCAGCAGCCACAACAAAUCCAGCCAUCGCUUGCUCGACGAGCUAGCUUCGAACCUUCUUCGCAACUUCACCAGCAGCAGCAGCAGCAGGGCCAACAAAUGCAGGUUAACGGUAAUGGGCAGCUGACGCCUCCUCCGAAUCCCGGGGCGUUGUACCAGACCCAUAGCCACCCCCAGCAGCCUCAUGGCCAGGCCCACCAUGGUCAUCACGUACACCACCCACAACACCCAGCACACGGCCACUACUCGCCUCCAUCGAACGCAACGCCGACGUCGCUUGGCUCUCCAGAUCCAUCACGGACACUACCGCCGUUGAUGAAUGGAUCCAUCGCUCCCAUGCAGGGAGUACAAUAUACAGAUGAGCGACGAUGA
Arthroderma uncinatum is the source of this 1857-nucleotide messenger RNA. RefSeq names its product HLH transcription factor. The record is from RefSeq and is a predicted model, not a curated record. Gene Ontology annotation, biological process: positive regulation of transcription by RNA polymerase II. Lineage: Eukaryota; Fungi; Ascomycota; Eurotiomycetes; Onygenales; Arthrodermataceae. Gene Ontology annotation, molecular function: protein dimerization activity; DNA-binding transcription factor activity. The transcript has 3 exons. Gene Ontology annotation, cellular component: RNA polymerase II transcription regulator complex. The coding region runs from base 1 to 1857 and encodes 618 amino acids.